Messenger RNA from Numida meleagris (helmeted guineafowl), 4301 nucleotides. It is a transcript of the gene FKTN, whose product is annotated as fukutin. The coding region runs from base 127 to 1512 and encodes 461 amino acids. The transcript is spliced from 11 exons. Gene Ontology annotation, cellular component: Golgi membrane. Lineage: Eukaryota; Metazoa; Chordata; Aves; Galliformes; Numididae. The record is from RefSeq and is a predicted model, not a curated record.
CGCGCAGCGGGCGGCACGGGGCGGGCGGCGGCGGCGGCGCAGGCCGGCGGCGGGGCGUUGCGCAGCGGGGAAGAUGAGAGGCGCGGCGCUGCUGUGGGGUGGCGUUGGCACGCGGCCCCGGGACUGAUGCGGAAGGUCAAUAAGAACGUGGUGCUGGCUGUGCUGAGCCUGACCAGCCUGGUGUUCCUCCUCUUCCAACUGUACUACUACAAGUUCUACCUGUCGCAGAAGAAUGGAGCAGUUUUUUCAAAAGCCAGAGGAAGCCAGUCUGGCCAAGACAGCACUAGAUGGCAUGUGGUUAGGAAGUUCCUAGGCUUAAUAGCCAGUCACAACAUACCAGUGUAUUUGAUUGAUCCUUUGAUUCUGGGACUUGUUGAUAAAGACAUUGAACAGAUCAGAAGUUCUUCUGAUGGCCCUAGUCCAGAAUGCAAGUACUUCUGUGCUCCAGGAGACUUCACUACAUUCGCGCUACUGGACAAAGCGUGGAAACAUGAAGUGGGACUUUUUAGAACUGCUGAGAAGAUGGGAUUCCAAUGGUUAAAGGUUCUCAAUAAGGACCCCCGCUUGGAUGGGAUGGAUGACCUGUCUGGGACUGAGAUUCCCUUGCACUACAUUUUUAAGCUAGCAUCUCAUGCCAUUCACCUGGUGGUGUUCUAUGAGAGGAGCGGUAAUUUCCUCUGGCAUGGCCCCCUACGGCUCAAGCAACAUAUGGACAGAAAAUUUGUGCCUUUCCGGAAACUCCACUUUGGCCGCUACCCUGGAGCAUAUGAAAAGCCUGAACUUCUGCUUGUUUCUAUUGAUGACUUAAAAGUUCAAAUUCCAAAAAAUCCAUCCAGUUUUCUAGAAGAGAUGUCACACUCUAGAUUUCUUGAAUGUAGGUACAGAGAAGCUCGGGCUUUCUUUCAGUUGUAUCCUGAUGAUGCCUCUGUUGAUGCAGUGGAAUUCAGAAAAAGAGCAAAAUCCUUGCUCCAUCUGGCUGCCCUGACACUUAAUAACUUGGGAGUAAAGUUCUGGCUGAGCAGUGGAACGUGCCUUGGAUGGUAUAGACAGUGCAAUGUCAUUCCUUACAGCAAAGAUGUGGACCUGGGGAUCUUUAUAAGGGACUACAAAGCUGAUAUAAUUCCAGCCUUUCAGAAAGCAGGAUUACCAUUAAAGCAUAAAUUUGGCAAGGUAGAAGACAGUUUGGAACUCUCUUUCCAGGGAGAUGAUGAUGUGAAACUUGAUAUUUUUUUCUUCUAUGAAGAAGAUGACCACAUAUGGAAUGGAGGAACUCAGGCGAAGUCGGGCAAGAAAUUUAAGUAUCUCUUCCCAAAGUUUGCCCUUUGCUGGACUGAAUUUGUAGAACUCAAGGUACACGUACCCUGUGAAACCCUGCAGUAUGUUGAAGCCAACUAUGGCCCAGAGUGGAAGGUUCCUGUCAAGAUGUGGGACUGGAAGAACUCGCCGUCCAACGUGCAGUACAACGGUGUCUGGCCUGUUGACGAAUGGGAUGAAGUCAUUCAAAUCUACUGAUCACCUCCUUGCUCGCAGAGUGUCUGGAGCUGAUUAUGAGCAGCUGCUAAAAACCCAGACUUGUUUCAGAGAAAAAUUGCCUCAGACUCCAAGGAAGAUUUCAGGACGGAUCCCUGCAGAAAUCUUUGUGAGAAAGAGCCCAGGACAGAAUAUUACCUUCACUGCUUUCACUGCCCUAGUUCCCUUCUCCCUGCCUGCCAGCUGUCCCAGUGUCCUGGUCUUGGCUGCAGGGGUGCCCUGCAGAGGCAGCUGGGGCUUGCCUAGACCUUGGAACUUGCAGGAACAGGAUGGGCUGUGACCCCCCUUGGAAGGAUGAACCUGGCCCUGUGAAGGGCACGAGUGAAACCCGUGUCUGACAGCAGCAGGAGCAAGAUCCAGCUCUCUGCACUUACAUGUGAAUGUGAACAGAUAGCAGCCCAUCCAGCCCUUAUCACUGCAAGAACAGCCACUUUCCUGGCUGGGUAUCUUCUACGUCUGGCCAGGGUUUGAAAACCCUGAGCAGGAGAGUCGUCCAGGCAUUCAGAGAUGAGCAGUUUUGGUCCUGCCUUUUUCUGAACUGGCCAGCCCUGCUGCUGCGGGCAGCAUGCUGACCAGGGAAUGCCAGGCAGGCUGUGGGUAAGCAACGGGCUGGGGAAACAGCACAGAGAAGGAGCACUCUGCAACUUUCCAAUGUAAAUUACAUGGAAAUUAGGCUGCUGUGAGGCCAAAGGCCCGUCUGGAAUAGGACCUUUAGUUAACAUAACACUUGUGCUAAAUGAAGCGGUUGACACAGCUUUCAGGCUGUAGUGCCACUGUUAAUUCACCGUGUGAAAGGGCUGAAGCUCCAGUUGAGCUCCGCGAGAGAGGAGCUGCCCCCCUGGGACUGAGAGCAACCGUGUGUCCUUCCACCACUGGGACGCUCCUACUGCUGGGGCAGCCCUCUUAAUGGAGAUGGGCAGCACUUUUAACAACCCACCGUGCGUUUGUACCAAGGCUGUGCCCCUGUUGGCUUGCACUUGGGGAAAUUUUGUGACUAUUUUCCCACAAAGAGAGUUGUUGUCCCAGGGCACAGGAUGAAUCAGUUUGAGUUAUCGACAUGGGGAUGUGCCAGUGGUGUUCAGGGGUCACCUCAAACAUCCCCACACCCUCUGACCUUCUCUGGAGUCCUAUGCCUGACUGAAUGGGGGCCUGGGAUACAUCAGGCCCAGCAGCAUCUCCUCUGUUGGCCCCCGCACUGACGGACACCACUGCACACAAGGCUCACUCCUCAAUGCCUCCUUCCCACAGUACCAGUCUGCGUUCUGCUUCUUGCAGUCAGAUGUGAUCCUGCAUGGCUGCUGUCACUGAGCUGAGAGGGUAUCCAGAAACAUUUACAGGCUCAGAGUUGAUUAAAUAAGCAGAAAUAAAUAAGUAUUUUUAAGGAAAAAAAAAUAGAUUCUUGCCACAAGCAAUCUCCAUCUUCACCCACAAAGCCCAUCUGCCCGAGCCAGAGCUGCGCCUGGGCUAGUGGGAAUGAUCUCCCCUGUCCGUCCAGAAAGAGGCAGAGAGUGGUGGCGAGGAGAGAAAAGGCAGGACAGAGAAAAUCUCCCGGGAGAUGCAAAGCAAGCUCCUGGAUUGCUAGGACCAGUGGUGACACGCACCAGACAAAGGACCUGCUAUUCUAUAAAGGAGGCAGCCAGGACCAGCACCAGGCUGACUCCAUCCAGCGAGAGCGAGCCCUGCGGCCAGGCACGGUGAGAGCUGCUAGGGAACGGGAAAAGGAGGCGUCUGAUUUUGCUGUCCCCUCACCCGCUGAGCAGGUUUGCCGAGCCUCAAGCACCAGUGACCAGAAAUGUAAGUGACAAUUUACUUGUCUCUGUGCAGAAUUGCAUCCCGUCUCCUGAACUUACCUUGCAACUUUCUUAGGAAUGCCGAUGUUUCCUUUCUGAAACACGCAGCAGGGAAUAUCUUUCAGGGAAGGAAUUUCUGCAAUAAGCUUUUACCAUCCCCUAGAUUCCUCUUUAUUGUCAUGGCACUUCAGAAUCUUGCCAUCAAAAAGCUAAGAGUAAGGCACCUUGUCUGACAGAAUAGUUACAGAAGCAGUUGCAUUUAAUCAAGCAAAGUAACCGUAUUCCCCUUAUUCUGUGCCAGGAAUUUGCAAUCCUUAGUAUCCACUGGGAAGACUCUGUGAAUCAGCCUCGUGCCAGGAGAAAUUAGUUUUUGCUUUUACUAUUUAGGAAAUAAAUGUUCUUACAUUAUGACCUUGUAAUUACACAUUAGGGAAACUCAUUUAUACCACUGGAAAGUGCUGUAAAUCAGUUAUUGCACUUGCGUAAAUGAUUACACAGAGCACCAUAGGCUCUCUGGGCUGAGAAAUAAAUUAAUUCUACAGUGUUUGAUAUUUGAAACAAAUUAUUUGUGAAAACACAGAAAAGCAUACAUUUGCCAGAAUUUAGUGUAUGAUUAUGAACUAGAUAGACAGUGUGGAAAUCCUACGAAUGGGUAAAUAAAUAAGAAUGUAAAGAAAGAGCUUCAAACUCCAAACCUCACAUACUUAACAACCUCCCCACUGCUUUACUGAUCAUACGCCUUACAGCUGAUGUGUCUGCGCUAUAUACAAAAUUCUGAAUUUGCCCCAAUUCAAUAGUUUACUUAGCAGGAAAAGUUUAAGGACUUCAUUCAUUUAAGUUCAGCAGAUAAAUAUUAACAAUUCUCAGGCUUAAAAAAAUAUCUAUUGAAAUUGCCCAAUGCAGAACAGGUCAGUAUUUCCAGGGCUAAUAGAGCUGUAUUUGCCUGAGAUUGUCAAUAAAUAAUAAAAGCAUCUUUCUAAA